This is a messenger RNA of Daldinia caldariorum, 2745 nucleotides long. Its product is annotated as Sodium:solute symporter family-domain-containing protein. Gene Ontology annotation, biological process: urea transmembrane transport. Gene Ontology annotation, molecular function: urea transmembrane transporter activity. Lineage: Eukaryota; Fungi; Ascomycota; Sordariomycetes; Xylariales; Hypoxylaceae. The transcript has 3 exons. The coding region runs from base 310 to 2520 and encodes 736 amino acids. Gene Ontology annotation, cellular component: plasma membrane. The record is from RefSeq and is a predicted model, not a curated record.
GCUAUAACGCAAUCCCUCCACCCCACGGCGUCACCACGCGCGAAUAUGGGGGUUUCGGAGAGGUCUGCCCGGGGUGAAUCCCGGACGGGAGGCGAGAACGGAGGACGUAGCACAGGGAAAAGUUCGAUUAAAUAGGACGUUGUCGCGACCUUCCUUCUUCAGAAUGUCUGGAGGUAAGCCGUAGUAGUAAUACAAGCUCUAUCUUUCAAAGCUGCUGGUAUUCCCCAUCAUCGCCUGGCGACAUAUAGGCAUUACAAAGGUACCGAUCGAGUUGGCUUAAGCGUGCCGGGCUUGUCAUUUAUUCCGACGAUGUCGCAGCUGCAGCUGGGCGUGCACGGCAUCACGCUGGUGCCGCAGGGCACGGGGUACGGGCUCCUGAUCGGGCUCGGGGUUGCCUUCUGCGCCGUGAUCCUCGUCGCCAUCAAGAUCCAGCGCGCCUACCUGUCCGAGGACUCGGGCACCUCCGAGAUGUUUAUGGUCGCCAACCGCUCCGUCGGCAUCGGGCUUACGGCCUCGGCCGUCUUCUCCUCCUGGAUGUGGAUCAACGAAACCGUCUUUGCAGCCGCCAUGUGUUACCGGUUCGGCCUGGCCGUGCCUCUGUGGUGGGCAACUGGCCUUUGCUUCCAGAUCGCGCUGAUGGCGGCGCUAGGAGUGCUGGCUAAGAUACGAGUGCCUUACGCACACACGUCGCUCGAGAUUAUCAAGAUGCGAUAUGGCAGGGUUGGGCACGUCGUGUUCAUCGUGCUGAACCUGACUAACAACGUGUUCGGGUGCGCGUCUAUGAUCCUUACGGGCUCGCAGCUCAUAUACGGUAUUUCGGGCAUGCAUUUCGUCGCGGCUACUCUUCUGAUUCCCCUUGGCGUGGUGUUGUAUACGGCGGUAGGAGGCCUGAAAGCUACCUUCCUGACGGAUUAUAUCCACACCACCGUCGCUUUGGUCCUCAUCAUGUACUUCACGUUGAAGAUCCUGACCCACGAGGCUGUGGGCGGGCUUGGGGGCUUGUAUGACAAAGUGAUGGCCACGGCUGCCGAGAAUUACAUCCCUGGGAACUUUGAGGGAUCGCUCCUAACUAUGAAGUCUAAAGAUGCUAUUAUCUGGGGUCUGAUCCUCAAGUUCGGCAACUUGGCCCUCGUCGUUAUGGAUACGGCCUUCUGGCAGAAGUCCUUCGCUAGCGAGGUCUCAGCUACCGUCCCCGGCUAUAACCUGGCCGCCAUUGCCAUAUUUGGGAUCCCCUGGGGUCUGGGUACUGUUAUUGGCCUCACUGCGCGAGCCAUUCACAACACCCCUAUUUUCCCAUCGUACCCGGGCCCCUUCACGAGCGCCGAGGUUAACGCCGGGCUCGUGAUGCCGUAUACGGUCAAGGCAUUAAUCGGUGACCAGGGUAUAGUCGCUUUCUUCGUGCUGCUGUUCAUGGCCUUGACGUCAACCGUCAGCUCGUCCAUGAUUGCCGUCAGUUCCAUUCUAUCAUUCGAUGUGUACAAGAACUAUAUCAACCCUAAAGCAAGCGAUAAGCGACUCUUGAGAGUGAGUCAUUUGGCUGUUGUCGGCCAUGCCAUCUUCAUCACGGGUAUCUCUCUGGCUUUGAAUUACGGAGGCGCAGACAUGACCUGGAUCGGAUACUUCCGCCCCAUCCUCUCCUGCCCGGGUAUCAUUCCCUUAGCCUUGACGUUGUGCUGGUCCGGGCAGACGCGUCUCGCCGCCAUUGUAUCUCCGGUCCUGGGCUUCUUCACCGGACUGGCUAUAUGGCUGGGUACGGCUAAAGCUUUGUACGGCACCAUCAACUUACAGACGACUGAAGCUGGGCUGCCGGCAUUAUACGGGGCCUGCGGCUCGCUAUUCACUCCGGCUAUCUACUCGGUUCUGAUCUCGAAAUACAAGCCCUACACGUUCGACUGGAGAGAGUUUCUGCGCAUCGAACUUGCUGACGAGUUCCGUAUCGACCCCGAAAGCGAAUCUUCUUCCGCUGAACAAUCGGACGAGUCGUCGAUCAGCGACGAGAAGAAAUACACUAACCCGAAAGAUAACGAAAAACGUCCCGCACCCCCAGAUCCUGUAUACUUGUCUCGUGAAGCCCAGACGUCCUCGUCGGAAGAAGUGACAAAGGUGUCAUCGCACAGCGCAGACAAACACGCCAGCCGCGACACGGAAAAGAGCCCCCCCAAAGCAACGACGCCGAUCUCGCCACGGAACAGCAGCCCCGGGGCCAUUCCUCUGGACCAGAUCCAGCACCCGUUCAGCGAGGAGACGCUCACGGAGCUGCGGCGAUGGUACCGGAUCGCGUGGGCGUUUUUCGUCUUCGUGGUGCUGGUGACGUUCGUGGCGUGGCCGAUGCCGCUGUACCGCGACUACGUCUUCACGAAGCCGUUCUUCAGCGGCUGGACGGCCGUCGCCAUCGCCUGGCAGUUCUUCUCGUUCCUCGCCGUCGCCGUGUACCCCCUGUACGACGGGCGCCGCGAGAUUGCGAUGGGUGCCAGGGGCGUGUGGAAUGCUGCGAGGCGGCGCUUUGGGAAAUCUGCCUAACCUAGCCUAACAUAGAUAGGAGGUAGUUUCGCGGGAGGCUACCUGACUUGGGAGCAAAAGCUAGGUACCUAAUUAGCUCGGGUGGAUAGAGAGAAUAUUAUAGAUCUUGUCAGUAUCGCUGGAUAAGUCACUCUAGAUUUGAUACACAUUACAUUAGGUAGAGACUUAUUGAUCACCUGUUUCUCAUAUGAGUUUUGUAUGUAAACCUAUAAAACACUUUAUCCG